Molecule: messenger RNA, 1179 nt
Organism: Mucor velutinosus
Lineage: Eukaryota; Fungi; Mucoromycota; Mucoromycetes; Mucorales; Mucoraceae
Exons: 2
Coding region: 1-1179 (392 amino acids)
Biological process (GO): protein transport
Cellular component (GO): cytoplasm
Source: RefSeq, a predicted model, not a curated record
AUGUCAAUAGAAAUCAAUCUUUUGCCAGAAUUUGGCUGGUCUAUCAAGAAUCAACCUGUAUAUGGCCCUGGAUCAGUAUUCCAAGGCUUUGUCAAAUUGAAUGCUACUGAAGAGCAAUUGCAAAAAGCUGAAAGACUUCGCAUUGUUUUUCAUGCUUCUGAAUCAACAUAUCACUCUGGCUAUGCAAAUCCAAUGUACAAUCAGCAAUUAUUCGGCACACAAAAGAUACUCUGGAAACAAAAAGACCUACGACCUCCAGUAGAUAUCAUUGCAGGGACAGAUAUCUCAAUUCCAUUCAUCAUACAAGUACCAAUGGUGCAGUUUCCGCCAUCGGCCAAUGUGAUAUCUGAAGGAGAUGGUCUAUCGUAUCAUUCAAACUUUGUGUUGUCAGCUUACCUGGAUCAAGAUCAAGGCAAAACCAACAUCAUCAAAGCACACAAGUCUAUCAUAUAUAUGCCUUUUAUUGAAACCAGUAUAUCAAAGAAACCAGUGCACAUCACGACCAUAGAUAAUACAGACAGCAACUCUCCAGAAUCUACACCAUUUGUACACGCCAGCAUGUCUUCUCUGGAUUACGUACUAGGCGACACUAUCAACAUCUCGUUAAACGUCAACAAUAUACCUAAAAAGUCGAUAGAAUCAAUUUCAACAAAAUUAUACCAAAUUCAAACAUGGAACAGAGCAUUUAAAAAGGACAAGCCAUUGAAGAGUGAAAAGAAACUCAAACAAUUGAUUGCUCAAAAUACCAUCAAACAACAUUCACUGGAAACGACAGCUCAUUUCGACGUGAAUACCUCUCUAGACGUUCCUGUUGAUGGAUUACCGACCUUUACAUACGGCCUUGUAUUCUCGAUUGCAUAUAUAUUACAAAUCAGCAUAAAACGAAAAGGAAAACUAUGGUCUUACGACUUUGAUUUAGCAGAUAUUCCAAUCAAAGUGGGCACUCUUGGUUAUGGUAUUCGUUCUUCUGAAGAAAUUGAGUUUUAUUCCACGUUCAAGAACGUUUUUGAGCGACAGUCUGAAGACGCCAGUAGCUCAUCAUCAACUGCAAACGCACUGCCUGUGCCAAGGUUUUUGGAUGUAAUUGAAUAUGAAGAAUCUUUACCACUGUACACUGAUGAUCGAUUACCUAUCUAUGAAACAGUCAUCAAGAGACACCACAUCAAUUGCAUUAUGUGA